AUCUGUAUUGUGUGUGUUUGUGUGUACGAGGCCAGGUAUUUAAAAGCAGGGCUACUCGGAGAGACUCUCAGAGACUUCAGGCAGAGGAAGGAAAAAGACAAACGAGAUGAAGACUCUCAUCGCUGUGCUCCUGUGCACUGCUCUGUGCUGGGACGGGCUUAACGCUCUGUGCCCUGACCCUGCCACCUUGACGGACGUCAACGGCGGCAAGGUCUGCGCCCGCAUGUUCUCGCGCAGCACCGUCAUCUACGCGCAGAGCUGCGUAGGCGACAGCCUCGAUUCCUACUCCGGCGACGAUAUACCCACUAUCAGCUUGCUUUGGAACAACCGCGUCUCAGCGCUCGUCGUGAGCCGGUUCUGCUCCCUCACCGUCUGGUCCCGCUUCAGGAAGCAGGGCGUCAAGCGCAAGUUCAGCGCUGGCAUCCAGCACCGCCUGAAGGACGUGGGGCAGGGGCUGGGGAUACUCCGCGACUGGGACAACGACAUCUCUGGAUACAUGUGUGAAUGCUAGAAGCAAAGAGGGGCUAAGCGCGAUUUACUCUCACUGGAGAGAGAUUGAUUGGAUGGUGUGAGAGAAGGAGAAAUGAGAAAGAAGAAAGAAAGAUGAAUGCACUAGAAGACGAAUGUGCUGAAAGAUGCUUGUAAAAGUGUUCUGUUGUGUGGGAAUCCAAUAAAACUCUUCACUGCUUGUGA
Messenger RNA from Clupea harengus (Atlantic herring), 693 nucleotides. Its product is annotated as syncollin-like. The transcript has a single exon. NCBI's taxonomy places the organism in Eukaryota, Metazoa, Chordata, Actinopteri, Clupeiformes, Clupeidae. The record is from RefSeq and is a predicted model, not a curated record. The coding region runs from base 107 to 511 and encodes 134 amino acids.